Molecule: messenger RNA, 2116 nt
Organism: Callorhinchus milii (elephant shark)
Lineage: Eukaryota; Metazoa; Chordata; Chondrichthyes; Chimaeriformes; Callorhinchidae
Product: interleukin-17 receptor D-like
Exons: 12
Coding region: 126-1715 (529 amino acids)
Molecular function (GO): interleukin-17 receptor activity
Source: RefSeq, a predicted model, not a curated record
GUGUCUCAGCCUUGCAGGGUGGCCAGGCUUGAUGCCACACCCACCCCCGGGGGCUGAGCCGGGACAGACAAACCGGUUGUGUUGCUACUGCUCCUGUUCUCCUCGCCCGACUGGGAGCUGCUGCCAUGUGGCUGACGGUGCUGCUGCUGGUGAUUGUGGUCCAGACUGGCAGCCAGCGUCAGGCACGUAGUGAGAACCUCAUCGAGACCCAAGCGGAAAUUGAGACCUUAUUCACAACUGAAGAUUGUGUCUGGUUCCCUUGCUAUGAGACUCAGUCCUGUGAGCAUGCAGUGGGGAUCCCCGAGAACAUCAGGAAAAGAGAAGGGAACAGCAGCCAUUGCAGCGGGCUCCAGGCAGUGACCAUCGAGUGGAACCCAAGUCCUUACGGGAUCGAGUUUGUACAGGGAUUUCGGGUUGACCUUGUGUCCCUCUCUGGCCCGAGCUCGGUAUCCGAAUGCAGACAGCUGGUUCUCCGCGAUGGCGUCAGAUUGGAGCCGCAGUUGAUCAUUGGUAGCACAUUUUGCCUUGGUUCAGACACAUUGUACGGAGCUGUGGUCUAUGGAUUCCCUGUCCCACCUGGCCGGGAGCAUCAUGCUCAGCAAAUCCAGUUCCGCACAAACUCCUCAUACUCUAAUGGCAGACGAGCAAAUCCUUCAACCUGGACGCCCUCUCGCCUGAGCUUCACGCAGGACGGUCAUGAUGUCACAGUUAGCUUCACCGCCGCCGCUGACACCGACAACAUCAACAGUUACCACGUCUACCAUGGUCGCUGCCCUCCCGGGGAGCCGGCUCCUCUCUCCUGGCAACACACCCACAUGCCUCAUGACGGAGCUGGGACUGUGCAGGUUAGACUGGGGAGCCUGGAACCCGGCUUUAACUACAGUGUUGUGCUUCUGUCUGAUCAGGAGGGAGCUGAGCGACGAGAGGUAACAUAUUUUGUGAAAUCAGAGCAGACAGGAGAGGGACAACAACUCACACUUACUCUGCUGCUGGUGCUCUUUGCUCUGAUCUCGACCGUUGUCACUGUGACAGCCAGUCAUCUCAUCAACAACAGGAAGCAAAAUGGAAAGCGAGGUGAGGCUGGCUUUGGGGACGACUCUGUGUCUGAGCCCUUCACAACACAGAGAGUCUCUAACCCAAGAGUCUUUCUCCUGUACCCAGACACGGCCUCUCCAACGCUGCUCAACGUGGUACUUCACUUUGCCACUUUCCUACAGGCACACUGUGCUUGUCAGGUGGUGCUGGACAUGUGGGAGGAGCUGGCGAGGGGCCUGGAGGGGCGAGCAGACUGGAUAGUUCGGCAGUUGGCUGAGGCCCACUUCAUCGUUGUGAUGUGUUGGCCGGGAGGCGGCUGCCCACCGGGGCCCGGAUGGGGGGGCUUCUUCUCCCUGGGGGUGUCACUGGUGGCGGAGCAGCUCCUCCAGGCCCGGAUAAAUUCAAGCGGCCUCUCCCGCUUCAUUGUGACCUGUUUCGGACAAUGCAGAGAGGCCGAUGUCCCUGGGGUGCUGGAUUUGGCCACGAAAUACAAGCUGAUGGAGGCCUUGCCCAGGUUUUUCUCUCACCUUCACUCCCUGGAACUGCUGGGCCCAGGCCUGGCCCUGCACGUGGACGGGAUCUCAGAGGAGACUUACCCUGCAACCCCCUCUGGAUUUGCUCUGUACGAAGCUCUAAGACUCGCUGGGGAAGAUGGGAGCAUGGAGUCAGCCACACUCUGAGGGUGGUGUAGCACUCACUUGCAUGCACUCUCCCUCUGUAUUAUGUGCCUCCGAGUCAGGAGGUUGUGGGUUUGAGCCUCACCUUGGGAACUCUAAGUCAAAGUCUAUGACGACACUCCAGCGCAGCGCUGGGGGAGAGCGCAGUAUUUUUGGAGAUGCCGUUUACAGUGUGUUCUGUGAAGUGCUUUGAGAUUCUCGAAGACGUGAUAAGGCAUUGUAUCAAAUGUCAGAAUUAUUAUUAUUAUGUUAAACCUCAUUCCCCCUCUGUGUCCUAUUCAGGGCAGACGUUAAAGAUCUGCUGCAGCGCUGUCAGGGAAAAGCAAAUAAGAGUUUUUCUCUUUCUGUCUCUACUGGUAUCCUGGCCGACAAUCUCUCAGAUUAAAGGUUAUUUCUUGCCCACU